AUGCGUCUUGCAACUGCAUCUUUGGCCUUGCUUCCGGCCGUGGCCCAAGCAUUGAAUAUCGUUUCCGCUAAUGAUGAUGGAUGGGCUGAAAUGAACAUUCGAACUUUAUACACUGCUCUGACUAACGCGGGGCAUGAUGUUCUCGUUUCUGCUCCUGCAGAAAACAAGAGUGGUUCUGGUUCUCUAACUGGUACACCUACCAAACUUACCGAGGCAUGCGAAUUCAAUUCUUGCCCGAGUGGUAGUCCAGCGGUGGGAUACAAUGCCUCAGCACCUCAAUUCAACUACGUCAACUCUUACCCUGCGGAGGCAAUGAAUUAUGGAAUUACAACCUUAUCUCCCGGGUAUUUCGGAGGCGCGCCUGACCUUGCUGUUACUGGUCCAAACGUUGGCGUAAACACCGGUGUUAUAUCGUUCAUCUCUGGUACAGUUGGAGCGGCCGUUGAGGCAGUUGGUCUGGGCAUACCGGCGAUUGCUUUCAGUGGAGCCGAAGGAUCCGCAAUAGGUUGGGACGUUGCUGUACCUGCAUAUUCUACCAUCUACGGCGAAUUAUCCGCGAUCGUAGUUGACGCCCUCACCGCUUCUAACACUCCAUACCUCCCAGACAAGACUUUCUUGAACGUCAAUUUCCCUAAAACUGCCGGUUGCACCUCGGUUUCUGAUUACAGCUUCGUCCUGUCCAGAAUCUACAGUGCCGUUGCUGGAGUCAGUGGUACCGAUGUCGUUACUUGCAACAAUGGAGGUAGACUUCCUACCGAGACUACUGUUGUUGGAACGUCUGGAUGCUAUGCCAGUAUCAGUCUUGGUGGAACCAACAAGAGGGAUGCUAGUGCUGCCAACCAAGCGAUUGUUUUGGAGAAACUCUCGAGCAUUCUCACCUGUUUACCUUGA
Molecule: messenger RNA, 891 nt
Organism: Sclerotinia sclerotiorum 1980 UF-70
Lineage: Eukaryota; Fungi; Ascomycota; Leotiomycetes; Helotiales; Sclerotiniaceae
Exons: 3
Coding region: 1-891 (296 amino acids)
Molecular function (GO): nucleotidase activity
Source: RefSeq, a predicted model, not a curated record